GGGAUUGGAGAGCCCAGUGUCUACCACGCCGUGGUGGUGAUUUUCCUGGAGUUCUUUGCCUGGGGGCUGCUGACCACACCGAUGCUCACAGUGUUACACCAGACUUUUCCUCAGCACACUUUUUUGAUGAACGGCCUAAUUCAUGGAGUCAAGGGUCUGCUCUCUUUCCUAAGUGCCCCACUGAUUGGUGCUCUCUCUGAUGUCUGGGGCAGGAAAUCCUUCCUCCUCCUCACUGUCUUCUUCACCUGUGCGCCCAUUCCCCUUAUGAAGAUCAGUCCAUGGUGGUAUUUUGCAGUCAUUUCCAUGUCUGGAGUCUUUGCUGUCACCUUUUCCGUGAUUUUUGCCUAUGUUGCUGACAUCACACAGGAGCAUGAGCGCAGCACGGCCUAUGGCCUGGUGUCGGCCACCUUUGCUGCCAGUCUGGUCACCAGCCCAGCCAUCGGGGCCUACCUCUCCCAGGCCUACGGCGACACGCUGGUGGUGGUGCUGGCAUCAGGGGUUGCUUUACUGGAUAUUGGCUUCAUCCUGCUGGCUGUGCCCGAGUCGCUACCGGAGGAGAUGCGCCCAGUCUCCUGGGGAGCUCCAAUCUCUUGGGAACAAGCUGACCCAUUUGCUUCCUUGCGGAAAGUGGGUCAGGAUUCUACAGUGCUGCUCAUCUGUAUCACCGUCUUUCUCUCCUACCUUCCUGAAGCUGGGCAGUACUCCAGCUUUUUCCUGUACCUGCGGCAGGUCAUUGGUUUCUCCUCAGAGACUGUGGCAGCCUUCAUUGGUGUAGUUGGAAUUCUCUCUAUACUGGCUCAGACAGUAGUGUUGGGAAUUCUUAUGCGUUCGAUAGGAAAUAAAAACACCAUCCUGUUGGGACUAGGCUUCCAGAUCCUGCAGCUUGCCUGGUAUGGCUUUGGAUCACAGCCUUGGAUGAUGUGGGCAGCAGGAGCUGUAGCUGCCAUGUCCAGCAUCACCUUCCCAGCCAUCAGUGCCAUGGUGUCGAGGAAUGCAGACCCCGACCAGCAGGGUGUGGUUCAGGGGAUGAUCACUGGGAUCCGGGGGCUGUGUAACGGCCUGGGGCCGGCGCUCUAUGGGUUUGUCUUCUAUCUGUUCCACGUGGAGCUGAAUGAAAUGGCUGAGGUGGAAACUUUGGGUAAGGCCUCCAAACCCAACAUGGCCAACCCUACAGAUGAGAGCAGCAUUAUCCCAGGGCCUCCCUUCCUGUUUGGGGCUUGUUCUGUCCUGCUGUCGCUCCUUGUGGCCUUGUGCAUCCCAGAACACAACCUUGCCCUGAGGUCGGGCAGCCACAAGAAGCACAGUAACGGAGCCCAGAGCCACCCGCACAGCCCGCAGGCCGCGGGGGCAGAUGGCAAGGAGCCCCUGCUGGAGGACAGCAGCGUGUGA
Messenger RNA from Chaetura pelagica (chimney swift), 1389 nucleotides. Its product is annotated as hippocampus abundant transcript 1 protein-like. The transcript is spliced from 11 exons. Gene Ontology annotation, cellular component: membrane. Gene Ontology annotation, biological process: transmembrane transport. The coding region runs from base 82 to 1389 and encodes 435 amino acids. The record is from RefSeq and is a predicted model, not a curated record. NCBI's taxonomy places the organism in Eukaryota, Metazoa, Chordata, Aves, Apodiformes, Apodidae. Gene Ontology annotation, molecular function: transmembrane transporter activity.